AUGACAUUCCCUGUGCUGGUGGCAAUUUUAAUCAUUUUUCCUGUUGAUCUGACAGUGGAGCAACCUCUGGACACUGAUGAUCCACCUCAGCAUAUGUCAGGAAGAAGGCCUGACCUCCCAAGAACACCCAUCACACGCUCAUAUGGAGAAUUCACAGUUUCACCACUGCCCACGUCUGACUCCCCACUUGAACCGCAGUCAAACCCAGGAAGAGCGCGAAGAAAACGGAAAAUGUCUGUGACAAGGAAAGGUGAGGAGUGGGAGGACAGGAACUGCAGACUUCGCGCCAUCCAGCUGCGUGUUCAAGAUCUGGGGCUUGGUUACCAGUCAGAUGAAAUUGUCCUCUUCAAGUACUGCAGUGGAAACUGCCCCCUGGCCAGGACCAACCAUGACCUGACCCUUUCGCUGCUGCUAAGGAAAACCGCCCUUCUGAACACGUCACAGGAGAAGAUUGUCAGUGAUCCGUGCUGCCGCCCCACUCAGUUCAAGGAUGUCACCUUUCUGGACAUUAACAAUCACUGGCACACAGUGGAAAAGCUUUCAGCCUCUGAGUGCAGCUGCAUUGGAUAA
This is a messenger RNA of Rhincodon typus (whale shark), 570 nucleotides long. RefSeq names its product artemin. The record is from RefSeq and is a predicted model, not a curated record. Gene Ontology annotation, molecular function: glial cell-derived neurotrophic factor receptor binding; receptor tyrosine kinase binding; growth factor activity. The transcript is spliced from 2 exons. Bases 1 to 570 code for a protein of 189 amino acids. Lineage: Eukaryota; Metazoa; Chordata; Chondrichthyes; Orectolobiformes; Rhincodontidae.